AUGCGGUUCACACACAUCUUCCUCCCUCUCCUUGCGGCUCCCGUGGCUCUGGCUGUCGCUGCCCCAGAGCCCAACCCCGUCGCGGCUCCUGCUCCUGCCAGUACCGGCCUCCUCAGCACACUUUCCGACCUCGAAGGCCUACUCAGCGACGAGAAUAUUAGCAACCUCCAAACUAUCAUCACCAACGCCGCUAAGGUUCUUUCGGAUGACAAUACCAACACACUACAGACUAUCUUGACCAACGCUGGCUCGUUGUUGACUAAGGACUUCGUGGAUAACACUACUACUUUGAUCGGGGAUGCUACACCGCUUAUUGAGGAUGUCUCGAAACUACUUGGAUCUCUUCUUGGCUCACUUUAA
Molecule: messenger RNA, 360 nt
Organism: Penicillium pulvis
Lineage: Eukaryota; Fungi; Ascomycota; Eurotiomycetes; Eurotiales; Aspergillaceae
Exons: 2
Coding region: 1-360 (119 amino acids)
Source: RefSeq, a predicted model, not a curated record